AUGCAAAGACUAUACAAUUUUGAGGAUGGUAGUGUAUAUGAGGGAUAAUGGUCUAAUAAUAAAUAGAAUGGGCAAGGGAAAUAGAUCUAUCCUGAUGGCAGUUCUUAUGAUGGGAAUUGGAGUAAUGGUAUGAAGAAUGGGAAAGGGAUUUACAAUUAUUCUGAUGGUAGCUAGUAUUCUGGAAUGUGGAAGGAUGAUCAAAAGCAUGGUGUAGGGAAAUAUAAAUAUAAAGAUGGGAGUUAUUACGAUGGUGAAUGGCAAAAGAAUGUUUAACAAGGAGAUGGAAAGUUUGUCAAUGUUGAUAAUAGUUAAUAUGAAGGGCAAUGGGUUAAUGGUAAGAAACAUGGACAUGGGAGAUNCAUCCUAACUUAUUUCUCUUCUUUUGAUCUGUAUGGGUAGUCAAUUGAGUAUAAUUCACCUUCAUAUUUGAGUUUUAUAGUAUCCUUGUUAAACUUAUCACAGAUGUUUGUAUGUUUUCCAUUCUUAAUUAUGAGUUUGAGUUUAGUUCGCUUAGCUAUCUAAAUUAGGUGA
This is a messenger RNA of Paramecium octaurelia, 531 nucleotides long. The record is from the annotation of a GenBank genome assembly. NCBI's taxonomy places the organism in Eukaryota, Ciliophora, Oligohymenophorea, Peniculida, Parameciidae.